GCAGCAACAGCAGCAGCAGCACUGCACGGACACGCCAGCAGGCCUAUAGGGAAGCUUGCCAGUUACAGACUGCUCCCUCUUAAUUAUCUCCAUGGCUGCUGAUGAGAGCCGACGGGAGCCGGACCUGCUCCAAAUGCGCCAAUUAUCUGCAGAAGACGGACGCGCGGCGGUGUGUAUACAGAGCAAUAUGUUCCGCUGAAAUCAAAGAGAGCUGAUUAAAACAGUCUCUUGUCGGUGGUUAUCAGUAGUUAAAAGUAGGUUACGUGUGUUGUCUGCUCUUUACGUAACCUUUUUUUUUUUUUUUUUGCGUAAUUUUGCACUGGGUACUGUUUGCCGCGUGGAGCGGGAUUAUUUUGGUGAGGUUAUCUCCAGUGCUCUCCCUCCUCCCUGCAUCCGUUGUUGUGCUCAGCAGCAGACUCAGACUCAGCCAGACGGGGACAGCAACACUGUAAACAGACGAGGAGCCGUUUUAAUGAAAGAAAGCCAACAACGCUGCACCGCGGUUGAAGCCUUCAAUCAGCAAUGCCUGGGAAUCCUCCAGCUGCUCUUCGAUGCUGUUUUCUGAGAAUGGGAUCGUAGUAAACCUCUUCGGGAUUUAGAUCAACUGCUAGGAUGUUGCAGCCUGCCGCCAGAACAGGUGACAGCCUGUUGGAAACGUUACCUCAGUGGAGUAAGCGUCCGAGAUGGGGCCUCUUCCUCACCCUCUGCGUGGCCCUCCUUUGGCCUCCGGGGGCGGAGGGAUCUGCCCUGAACUGCCAUAAGACGUGCAUCUGCGCCUCAAACAUAGUGAGCUGCUCCAAGAUGAAUCUGACCACCGUCCCGACUGCUAUACCGCUCUACACCGUCGUGCUGGACCUCAGCUAUAAUGAGAUAACGCGGCUGCGAUCCGAGUGGACCCCGAUCAAGCUCCCGAAGCUCCAUAACCUCCUCCUCAGCCACAAUGGUCUCCACUUCCUGUCUUCAGAGGCAUUCGUAAAUGUGAAGUACGUGCGCUACCUGGAUCUGUCCUCCAACAACUUGCAGCAGCUGGAUGAGGUCAUCUUUGAGCCUUUGGUCAACCUGCAGGUCCUCUUGCUGUACCAUAACCAAAUUUCACAGAUUGACCGCUCAGCCUUUGUUACCAUGGGCAACCUUCAGAAGCUCUACCUUAGCCAGAACCAAAUCUCCCGCUUCCCCCUGGAGCUGGUCAAGGAAAAGACCCGCCUGGAGAAACUUAGCCUCCUGGAUGUGUCCUCCAACAAGAUCAAGAUAUUGCCCAUUGAUGAGCUCCAGGUUCUGCCUGCUUGGAUUAAAAACGGCCUCUACUUCCACAAUAACCCUCUGCUGUGUCACUGUGAUCUCUACACACUCUUAGCCCAUUGGUACAUUCGGAAACUCAACUCUGCCGUGGACUUCAAAGAUGACUACACAUGUAUUCUGCCUGGCCCGCAAAAAACAAAAGUAGGUGUAUUUGACCUCAGCGGUGACAGUAUGAACUGCAGCACAUUCACGGAGGCAGAUGAAGAGGCUUUUCUGGAGCAAACGCUCACGCUGGGCUGUGACACCAAACACAGGGACAUGUUAAAGACCUGGACGAUGCCUGGCAACGUGCAAGUGACACCUGGAAGCAACCAAACUGCCAAAGUCCUGCAAGACGGAAGUCUGCGGAUUAGUCCGGUGAAGGCCGAGGACUCCGGGACCUACACUUGCUUUGCGACGAGCGAGGCCUUCAAUGAGACCAUCUAUGUGGUGCUGAAGGUUCACAACUUCACCAUGAACGGCGGCGGAGAGACCCUGAACACAGCGUACACCACCUUGGUGGGCUGCCUGGCCAGCGUGGUGCUGGUGCUCAUGUACCUUUACCUGACGCCGUGUCGCUGUUUCUGCUGCCCCAACAAGGGUAAGACUCGGGGAGAGGACAGCAUCCACUCGUCCAUGCUCAGUGUGACGCCGACCCAUGAGGACCCAGCGCUCAAGGCUGAGCUGAACAGGCACGUGGCAUUCAUAGACUCAAAGGACUUGCAGGGCCAGAACGGCAAGCUGAACCCCAAUGGGGAUGAGGACGACGAUGACCUCGAUGCAGAGGCUGGUUCUCUUAUGAAGGGGAAGAGGAAGAAGUCAGUAGCAGAGUCCAUUAGCUCCGUCUUUUCAGACACGCCCAUGGUGGUGUGAGAGGAGAUGAGAGGAGAUGAGAUGGAUGCUGCACGACUGGAUGUAUAUGGUACAACAUGAGCCAUGUUUUAGUUACUGUAAACUGUGACUGUGAACCUGUGGGAGAAAAACGGAGGCAGGAUGUUCAUCUGUAGUUGCUGGCAGGUGCGAAUGAGGAUCACAAAGGGAGUAACAUACAAACUGUCUUGUUGUCGACGAGGACAAUAAGCAGGACAUUUCCAGCAUUUUAAUCUGUAGCACUUAAUAUUCAUACUGUGAAGGAAUGGCAGUGUGCAUGGACAGUGGGAACUACUGAAGUCUUAUAAGAAUAACAGGAAGAUAUGUUGUUGAUAUCAGCACUCAGGAAGUGAUCGAUUAAGUUGCUUAAGUGUGGGAAAUACAUAUGAUACAAUGCACAGGCUGAAAUUAGAUUAAAAAAUAGUUCACAUACAGUAUAUAUUGAAACCGUGGCUGGCUCAUAAUUAUAUUUAUUACAGGGACUAGAAUAGAUUGCAUCUGACAUAAACAUUAGAGCUUAGAAUCAUUUUCCCCUUCUCUAUCAACACAGGGAGACGUAGAUAGACUGUCACCAGGCUGUGAACACACGUGUCAUUAACCUAGAGAAAUGUGGAUUCAUCAAACGUUUGGUCUUUUAUAUCGAGAAAGUGGUGACAGAAAGAUUAUAUUAAGAGACCAUCGCAGGUCAUUUUCAUCCUGAUUCAUAGCCAACGCUCAGAUAUAAUCCAUCAGACUCAUCCUUGGUCGUAUUCAUAGUCACAUGUAUAGAGAUGAAGGAGAGAGCUCCUUUUUUUCUUUGCUAUGUUGAGGGUUCAGUUUCCACGGAUGUAUGGUAUCAAAUUGUUAACCGGCUCGAGGCGGAUCACUGCGUAUGAAUGAAUUGCGUAUCAAAAAUAAUUGCCUCUUAGUUACUGCACAUCUACAGUGUAACCCAAAAGAAGCUUCUGAAGCCUUACAUGAUUUACAACAACACAUUAAGGCGCAGGGAAGUAUUCUGUCUUGACUGAUUAUCAACAUGUCUCGAUCCUGUAUACAGACAGGUACCAUGGUCCUUACAAGGACAAACAGGCUCCUGGCUGUUGUCCACUGAGGGGCCACUUACUGUACUGCAGAGUAGAAUUCCAAGUCAUAUUUGUUUCUCUCCGAGGCUGUAGCAGGAAGCGAAAUACCGAGCCCCUGCUGAAAGCUGCCAGCUUUCAUUCAUUGUAUUCUCCCCUGUAUGCAAAGUGUGCACCUUACACAAAAUCAUGAUAUAUUUUAAUGUACAUAGCUUGAAAAAUGAACCUUCAUUACGUCAUGAAUUAUGUCACAGAUUUAAGUGUUAAAUCUUGCAUUUUGCUGAGAUGAACAAUUCCCAGUGUCACACUGAUUAAAAGUGGAGAUGUUUUGCCCUCUGGUUGUUAGGAAAUUAUGUAUGUUGUAUUAGCAGGUAAACAUUAGAGCCUGCCACAACAAAACCUACAGGGUUCCUUCUGAAGAGCAGGCUUAUGAAUAAUAUUGACGAGGCUGUACAUUAUUUGACAGGAGAGAGCUGAUUUUACUGUUUCUAACUGCUGUCAGGAAACCUCUUGUAACAAGGGGACUAUCCUUCAGAGGAUCCCUUCAUCUCAACAACUAUUAUUGAAUCUAUUGUGAAUUGAAUUUACCAGACACAUCAUAUGCUGUGCUUAUUUCAUUAACCAGGUUUAAAACACAGGACUGUGUCUUGACACAAACCAGAAAGAGGGAUUUCAUUAAAUUAUGUGGCGUUCGUGACAUAGUACAACAAGGCUCGGCCUGCACGAAUGCUAAUUGCAUCUUUUGAUGGGAUGUAGCUUCCCCCAUGCUUUCCAUGUUUUUGUCUCUCUGAGCAUGAGAGGAUAGGUGUGUUAUCAUGAGUCACAGCAACACAAAGCCAUUCUCUCUGGCUCCGUGUACACUGACCGCCUCAAUUCAGCCCAGAUGUGUUUGCUUUGUCUGUGUACCUCUGUCAUUACGAGGUCGCCCUUACUGAAGUUCAAAAGCAAUCAUUCAACCGGGCAAUGAAUCUGAUGCCCUUUAAGUAGUCUGUAAUUUGUUUACGAGGGAAACGCCUGGAGCUUUCCUGAACAUUUGCUCUCCCACUGAUACAUAUGGCUCGACAGUACAGUACAGUAUAAUACAGGAAUUUGAGUUUUCCAGUUCAGAGAGUACCACAGUAUAUAUAAGAAAAAGUAGAGGUGACAGUUAUGUAAAUCACACACAUCUCACCUAGAAAUAUCAAUUCAGCUCUGAAAUGUUGAGAUGUACGCAUUUCUGAUUUCAAUCGUUUUUUUACGCAAAAUUGGUGAAAUAUUCACAGUUGCUGUGUGCACCGCAGCAUCUCCUGUGUGGGUGAGAAAAGGAAGUCACACUUACCAGAGAGGUGGUGUGUGAAUCAUUCCACUCUCUCACACAUAGGAAUACCAGGUGGAGAAAUAUAGAGCAGCAAAAAUACCACAAGACGCAUUUUUAAAAAAAGCCACAUUUAUAACUACUGCAGACUGGCUGCAGAAACCACCACACUGUAAGAGAUCCAGGCUCCAUGUUUUGCCCUCUAGAAGUGAAAUACGUAUAUAGUGGGAUCAAUCUAAACCCCCUUUGGAUUUCAAGGCCAGACAAGCUAUUGAAUGUAAGUCACAGAAUCAGAAAUAGCUAAAAACUAAAAUCAUACACAGAUAUUGCAGCCGUUGAAUAGCACACAUUGAACCGCUGGACCAUGGAGGAAUAGCAUGUGUUUGCCCUGCAGUAACCCAGAGUCAAACCACUUCAAUCUGCCGUGGCUAAUGGGUGGUCUUCUUCUGUGGGACGCCACUCAAAAUACAAGUUGCAGUUAUGUACAGAGAAAAACUGUGUGAUUUUGGUAUCGGAGGUCCUAACAUAGAGGAGAAGAGUGGCUUUGUUCCCUCCAAAGCAAAUCUGCCUUCCUAUAUAUAUCUAUAUAUACAGUAUAUAUAUAUGUAUUAAGAUUCACUUUUCUGUGUUCAGUAUUGAUUAGCUGUGUACUGCUAUGUUCUACCAGUGUACUGACUGUAUUCUUGUAUAAUCCGAUGUUGUUGAUCAUUUUGCAUUUCGUCUGCCACCGUGCUACUGUUAGCUGUUUCAACAUUCAAAGUCUUGACAUAAAUGUUUAUUUUUUAAGCGGGAUGGGGUUUAGUUUUUUAUUGAAAGAGGAUUAUUUUACACUUGACUCUGCUGAAGAAUUUGGUUCAACUGAAAAUAUGUUUGAAUGUGUAUCAAGAACUGCAUAGGAAGGAUUCCAGUUUUGAAAUCAUUUGGUAGUGAGUAUGUAGCCGCCAAUUCUUUUCAGUCAGUGUUUGACUUCGCUCAUAAAGCCAUAAGGAACUUAAGGAGGAAGUGCAGUGCUUUAUGAGAAUGGUGUUUUAGGGUGUUGUAGGUGGAGAGGUGAGUUCUCCAACAGAUACUUUAUAACAAUUAAAGCAACAACUUUCUAUCUGUAAGAAAAGUCAAAGAAUUCAAUAAUAAAUAAGCCAAGGAUGUAAUGAUGAAUAAUGCAAACUGAGAUCUGUCCACCCACAGCAACGAAUUCCUGAAACACCGUGGAUUUUGAAUGGAUUUGAAGACAGAGGGUAAAUAAAUCUUCUCAGGACUAUUUUAAGUUCUAAUGUAAUACGAUGUGAAAGCAUCAUUUUAAAGGUUUUCACAUUUGCAGCAACAAUAAGAUAAAAGCUUUGGUUUUAGAGAUCUGUGCAGUUUACAGGCCCUUUGCCAUUUUCAGUAAUGGCACUUUAACUGUUCCCUUAAUGAUCAGUUAUCACAGAUUAGAAAAGGGAGUGGUCUCUCACUGCCCGACAUCUAUCUCCACUCAUCUAACUAUGUGGUAGCAGUUACGGGAACAUUGUUGAGAUGGUGGAGCUAAAAGCUCACUGCUUCUACAAUGUGCUAAUACAAAUGUCCGAAGGACAAGAAUGGAGCUUUUAACAGCAUUAAAAGCACCGAGUUUAUUGACCACUGCUUCUAAGAUGAGCUGGUUAGUCGCUGCCAUAAAAUCUUGAAAGGUCUCGCAGCUUAGUGGAAUGGCUUUGCAUGGUACGCUUAAGAGCUUUUCUGACUGCAGGAUAGGUGCGACAUAGUAGGCAUUAGAAAUAAAGAAUGCUGAUAUAUCAUUUGACUUAAUAAAAGAUUAAGAUUUA
Seriola aureovittata is the source of this 6299-nucleotide messenger RNA. RefSeq names its product adhesion molecule with Ig-like domain 1 (gene amigo1). Gene Ontology annotation, biological process: brain development. NCBI's taxonomy places the organism in Eukaryota, Metazoa, Chordata, Actinopteri, Carangiformes, Carangidae. The transcript is spliced from 2 exons. Gene Ontology annotation, molecular function: protein binding. The record is from RefSeq and is a predicted model, not a curated record. Bases 613 to 2151 code for a protein of 512 amino acids.